Messenger RNA from Rhizopus microsporus ATCC 52813, 629 nucleotides. RefSeq lists its product as uncharacterized. Lineage: Eukaryota; Fungi; Mucoromycota; Mucoromycetes; Mucorales; Rhizopodaceae. The record is from RefSeq and is a predicted model, not a curated record. The transcript has a single exon. Bases 20 to 571 code for a protein of 183 amino acids.
CUUCUACAUUCAAUUCAACAUGCUCGUCAAGUUCUUUGCUCUUUUCCUUUUCUUUACCUUUACUUUGGUCUCUGCUAGACCCGGCGAUAGAGGCCACUAUACUGUUAAUGGCUUGGGUAAGAGAAAGCAACAAAUUUUGAAAGCUGGUGGUGGAGUUUGGGAUUUGGCUAUUGCUAUGCUCGAGAGCGAUCACAUGAUUACCGACUAUCCCUACGGUGACAACAAGUCUGGCGAUGCUGCCAACUUUGGUAUCUUUAAGCAAAACUGGUUUAUGCUUCGUACCUCCACUUCUCAAUUCAAGGGUCAACCUGCUAGUGCUUCCAAUAACGGUGCUGUUCUUAACAAGAGAUUGGCACAAGAUAUUAAGGCUAGACAAGAAUCUCAAAAGUUCUACGGCCCUGAUAAGUGGUUUGGUGGCCAUAGAAACGGUGAAAGUGGUUUGAACAAUCCUUAUACCCAAGACAUCACCAACUACAAGAAUGCUAUCAACUGGAUCCAUGACCAACUUGCCAGCGAUUCCAAAUACUUGAAGGAUGAUACCAGAUUCUGGGUCGACGUUACUCCUAUCUAAAGUGACUUUAAAAGGGGAUUUCUUAGAGUUAUGACCAUAUCAAUUUUUUUAAAUAAAC